CUCGUAUAUCUCUAAUUUUCUACUUUUCUGUAUAUAGGUGCACGUGCCACCAAUAUGCAUGAUUGAUGGAGUGCAUGCUAAACAUUUCACUGGAGCUGGUGUGGUAAUACAUCAUUCUGACUCUCUUGGUCUGAUUGCUGUUGAUAGGAAUACAGUUGCUAUAUCUAUCUCUGAUAUAAUGGUUUCUUUUGCUGCAUAUCCCAUUGAAAUACCUGGACAGAACCUGCCUUGCGCCGAGGAGAUUCUGUGUACCUAGUUCGUCUAAUUGAUAGUUUACAUGCUAAAUCAAGGAAAUCAAUCGUAACCAAUUGGCAAGCUAUUAAUAUUUGCUCAAGUGACUUCCCACGGUAUCAUGCAAUGAAUACGGAGGUCAUUGAGCUCGAUACUGAUUCUGAUAUCGAACUUUCGGGUGUAUUGACCGACGAGCAAGGGAGAGUUCAAGCACUAUGGGCAAGUAUUUCCAGCCAGCUCUUCGGUUGUGGCAAAGAAGGGGACCAUCAGUUUGUUGUAGGUAUACCAAUACACCUGAUAAGUCAAGUCCUUGAGAAGAUAAUCUCUGGUGCUCCUGGACCAUUUCGUCUUAUCAAUGGAAUUAGGAGACCAAUGCCAUUUGUCAGACUUCUGGAGGUGGAGAUUUAUCCAACUUUGCUAACAGAGGCAAGUAAUUAUGGAUUGAGCGAUAGAUGGGUGCAGGCUCUAGCUGAGAAGGACCCUGAGCGAAGACAAGUAUUGCAAAUUAUAGGUUGCUUUGCUGGAUCAAAAGCGGAAACUCUUUGUGAAGGGGAUAUGAUUCUUGCUAUCGAUAAGAAGCCUAUUACAUGCUUCCUUGACAUUGAGAAUGCUUGCCAAAAGCUGGACCAUUCGGUUGGUUCAGAUGGAAUGCUUAACAUGACAAUAUUUCGCCAGGUGAGGAUGGUCUAUAAGGAAAAAAAUAACUUUUUCUUUGACAAAGUACGGUUGAAUUAGGUAUUUAUCAGUAGUAUAAUUGCUUCAACAUUCGAGCAGGGAAAAGAAAUAGACCUUAUGGUUGGAACAGAUGUAAGAGACGGUAAUGGUCACUGAAAAAAUAGCGCGCUAUAACGUCGUUAAUAGCACGCUAUAGCGUAUUGAGAAUUGUCUCGCUAAAUAUAUCGGUGUACAACGUCUCGCUAAUAGCAUGCUAUAGCGCGAUAUAGCACGUUAAUAGCAUAUUUUGAGGUCGCCGCUAUGUUGCUGUAGCGCGCUAUUUUUUCAUUGGUAAUGGUACAACACGUAUGGUGAACUGGUGUGGAUGCAUAGUUCAGAAUCCUCAUUCGGCUGUACGUGCACUUGGCUUCUUGCCAAAGGAAGGCCAUGGAGUUUAUGUUUCUAGGUGUGUA
Aegilops tauschii subsp. strangulata is the source of this 1358-nucleotide messenger RNA. Lineage: Eukaryota; Viridiplantae; Streptophyta; Magnoliopsida; Poales; Poaceae. The record is from RefSeq and is a predicted model, not a curated record.